Messenger RNA from Tympanuchus pallidicinctus (lesser prairie-chicken), 667 nucleotides. It is a transcript of the gene CFAP126, whose product is annotated as cilia and flagella associated protein 126. Gene Ontology annotation, biological process: cilium organization. The coding region runs from base 23 to 646 and encodes 207 amino acids. The transcript is spliced from 5 exons. Lineage: Eukaryota; Metazoa; Chordata; Aves; Galliformes; Phasianidae. Gene Ontology annotation, cellular component: ciliary basal body. The record is from RefSeq and is a predicted model, not a curated record.
CCAGGAGACGGCGGACGCUGCGAUGGCGGCGCGGUUCAGCGCGGGUCAGUACGAGGACGCCUUCACCCCCCAUCGCCUGCAGAACUGGAGCGUUGCCCGGCGCUGCCGGCAGCGCCCCUCCCCCCGGGACGGCUCCACUCAACCUGUAGCCAACGAUCGCGGCCAUUUGCUGCCCUCGGUUCCUCGCUCCCAGGCCUCCCCAUGGGGGACGUUUUUGGGGACGUGGGAGAUGCCGGCCCGGAUUCCCCCCCCGCAGCUGAACCUCACGGCCCGUUCGGCCGCCGCCGCCGCGCAGCUCCGCGCCUGGAUGCAGAAAUGCCCAGCGCCCUGGGGGGGCUGCGGUGGCCUCAGCGCCCACACGGCUGGGAAGCCCCAGCAGAGCCGCGGGGCUCCUGGUGCCGCCCUGGAGCCGAGGAGCGGCGCUGAGGACGGGCGCGGAGCGCAGCCUUCGCCCACGGCGGCAGCAGGGGAGCAACGGGGCGGCAGCAGCGAGGGGCAGAACGCAGCGCUGGGGGCGGCGCGGGGCAGAAACGGGGCCGAAGCGAAGCCUGAAGGCGAUUCCCCCCCCUCCCCAGAUCUGCAGGAGCAGCGCGGAGCCGGCAGGGCGCAGCCAAAGCCCGGCCCGGCCAGCAGAGCGGCUCCUUAAGGCUCGGCGAAUAAAAAGGAG